AUUUCUAGAAUAUUUUUUUCACUUGGAAGUUGUGCGGUAGGAUGUGUAGAUAAAUGGGUGUAGACUAUGAAAUAGGGUAGGAAAGCAAAAUUUGAUGACCUCUCCUGAGCUGCAAGGCAAUAAAAGCUUUGGGCAUGCCCAGUGCACAAAGUAGGACAAAUUGACAGGGUAGGAAAAAAUGGCGUUACACUGGCACAAAUUAUGUCAACAACAAAUGCUUUACAUCAAGACUAGGAGUGGGGAUUUUACACUUGACAUUCCCUACAGACAUCUUUAUUGCUUGCAAAAAAAAGCAAUUUCCUUUAGUGGAAAUACAAAUUCCUGCAACAUUCAAUUACGUAAAAAGCAAUUUAUGGAAAAGCAUUGACAAUUUUGUAAGAUAUACAUUGAACGCUGGUUUGUAGUGAACAGGCAGUGUACAUUGAUGUUUACCAAUUAAUUGCAUAUUUACAAAAACAAUAUUUUUUUUCUUAUCUAAUCGGAAACAGACAAGCUGCAAACAAAAAAAAAAAAUAAUUGAAACGAACAAAGGACACGUUGAUUUUUUCAUGAAGCAUAUUCAACUUCAUUUUGUCAUUUUGUUUCCUUCAUCGUCAUGUUCUCAUACUACAGCAUGCAGGCUACCAUACAUCACCUGACCUAGACAGUUCUCACCUUUUCUAUUAUCCCUUUUAACUUGAGCUCAACACCACGUACUGUUUAUCCCUCAUUGGACAAGGAAGCUAUCUAGUGUGCUCUCUUGUUUCUUGGAGGAUCCUUGGCGAGUUCUGCAAAGCGUUGCGCAUACUCGCAAAAAUCUGUGCGGGCGCGAGUCUGCUUGAGAUCGGAAAUGCGCGUCCCCAGCGCAGUUUGGCAGGUGGAGUUGCAGUCAUUCUCGUGUCGGGGGCGCGCUUUCUCGCCCGCUAAAGUAGAAGAGUCUAUCGAGGAUGUACGAGGAAGGUGCGGGGAGGAGAUUAUUUUUUUUUUGAUACAAUAUUUUGAUACCAUCUUUCGUUUACGAGCAAAGGAGAAUUAUACGCACAGCGUUUCAGUCAACAAUAACAAAGACUUGUAGUGGGUGUUUCAUAACAAAGUGUAGUUUUGGGGGCUUUAAAACAACAGAACAGAAAAAAGCUAUUGCAAGACCCGGCUUUUAAUUUAAAAAUAAUAAUAGAAAUAUUGCUUGCACGAAAAAAAAAGCCAAAUAUGUGCUCCUUACAGAUUUUUUGUAUAGCAUCUUAUUUCCACAGUAUGGUGCAUCGUUAUUGGUAAGCUCUGGGAGGAGAGACUGUUGUUGCAACGUAACGGUGCUGCGGGAAUGCAAUACAACACACAUACACGUACAUACGUACCAUUUUUAUGUUGAAGACGCAAAGUCGACAAUUUCAUCAGAUAAGGAGGAAGUUUGUUCGCCUUUCUAUCCUCCAGCUGAAUUGAGAAUAUUGGAAAGUUAGUCGUCUCGCUGCAAGCUUUUUAUAUAGGUCUAGAGAAAUACCGUAUUGUGGAGUAUUUGGGAUAUUAUAUUAAAGGGCUGCUUAAAACUAAAACAUGUAUGCCGGACGCAAAAGGAGAAAACCUGUUCAAAGAACGGUAAAACAUCCACCUGCUGAAGGGGUGAAGUCAAACCCAUCCAAGAGGCAUCGAGACAGGCUCAACUCUGAACUGGACCGGCUGGCCAGCCUCUUACCCUUCCCAGGUGAAGUGACCUCCAGGCUGGAUAAACUCUCCAUCCUCCGCCUCAGUGUCAGCUACCUCCGGGUGAAGAACUUCUUCAACAGUAAGUGUCUCCCGUCAUACUCCCAGGGGCUGCAAGGAAUUAUGUUUAUAGUGGAAGUGGUUCAUUCAUAA
This is a messenger RNA of Polyodon spathula (Mississippi paddlefish), 1827 nucleotides long. Its product is annotated as aryl hydrocarbon receptor-like. The coding region runs from base 1528 to 1827 and encodes 99 amino acids. Gene Ontology annotation, cellular component: aryl hydrocarbon receptor complex; nucleus. The record is from RefSeq and is a predicted model, not a curated record. Gene Ontology annotation, biological process: regulation of transcription by RNA polymerase II. The transcript is spliced from 2 exons. Gene Ontology annotation, molecular function: nuclear receptor activity; transcription cis-regulatory region binding; protein dimerization activity. Lineage: Eukaryota; Metazoa; Chordata; Actinopteri; Acipenseriformes; Polyodontidae.